AGUGCUCAAAGUCAUCUAACUGUAGCUUUAUAACCUCAGACGUAAACAUGCGCUCGCCUCUGCUCCACAUUAAACCCGGGUUUUCUCACUUUUCUUUGUUUUAUCGUGUUUUUCUACAGCUCCGGAACAAAAGUCUCCAACUGAGACGCGGCACAUCAAACGCACACAUGGCUGCCUGUGUUCGUCCACUAGAUGGCGUUAGAGUCUUGGAUUUGACCAGAGUUCUGGCUGGUCCCUUUGCCACCAUGAUCCUGGGAGAUCUGGGAGCAGAGGUCAUCAAAGUGGAGAAACCAGGUUCAGGAGAUGACACACGAGCCUGGGGUCCUCCGUUUGUGGGAUCAGAGAGCGUUUACUUCCUCAGCAUCAACAGGAACAAGAAGAGCAUUGCCGUGGACAUGAAGAACCCACAAGGAGCCAGAGUCAUCAGAGAGUUGGUGUGUGUGAGUGACGUCCUCGUGGAGAAUUUUCUACCAGGGAAACUCUCAGAGAUGGGACUGGGGCCUGAGCAGCUCCAAACAGAGAACCCACGGCUCAUCUACUGCUCCAUCACAGGCUACGGUCAGACCGGCCCCUCAUCUCUCAGCCCUGGAUAUGACUCUAUUUUGUCUGCUGUGUCAGGAAUGAUGCACAUCACCGGACCUGAGGGUGGGGAGCCGGUGCGUCCUGGUGUGGCAAUGACAGAUUUGGCGACUGGACUUUACGCUCACGGAGCCAUUAUGGCCGCCCUCCUCCAGAGACACAAUACCGGGACAGGGACACACAUUGACUGUAACCUCCUCUCCUCCCAAGUAUCCUGUCUGAGCCACAUUGCUGCAAACUUCCUCAAUUCUGGAAAAGAGGCCAAACGCUGGGGAACCGCCCAUGAGAGCAUUGUACCCUACCAGGGGUUCAAGACCUCAGAUGGACACAUUGUGGUCGCCGCGGGAAACGACGUGCAGUUUGUCCGAGUUUGUCAGGUGCUUGAUCUGGAGGAGCUCACAGAAGAGGCCAAAUAUAAAACGAACAAACUCCGAGUUCAGAACAGGAAACAGUUGCUGUCUGUGCUGUCACAGAGGUUUGCCCAGGAGACGACGUCUGAUUGGCUGAGAAGGUUUGAGGGGUCAGGCGUUCCGGUCGGACCAAUCAACAGCAUCCAGCAGGUGUUCUCCGACCCUCAGGUGAACCACAACGGCCUGAUCCAAAACAUGGAGCACCCCACGGCAGGAUCUAUCUGUGUCCCAGGCCCAGCAGUUCGGUUCAGCUCCUUCCUGCCUCUAAGUCCCGUCCCUCCUCCUCUGAUUGGCCAGCACACAAUCAGCGUCCUGACAGAAAGUCUGCACUACAGUGAACAGGAAGUGACAUCACUACUCCAGAGCGGCGCCGUGGCCCAGAGUCCUGACGUCUGAUUGGGCAAGAGCCAGAGGGACCACAGUCCAUUAAUAGCACUGGAAGAACAAUAAGAAACCAUGAAAUACCACUUUAAAUCCACCUUAAAUCUGUCACCAAGCUCAUCAUGAUUAGACAAUUCCACCUUAAAAACAAGAUGAAAAAUGUAAACAUUUUGUAGAUUCAGAAUAAUGGAUUUUAUAUUUGAAAGAAAUAAGAGGAAAAACUUUGGAAAUUUUCAAACAACCCCUACCAUUGGAUUAUUAUUGGUCAAAUUAAACUGUCAAUCAUUUCCUUUUAAAGGGGCAUAAUAAUACGUAACAUUAUCUAAAAACUCUUCAGGCAUGUUUUUGAUGAGGGAACAACAUUAUAAAAUGAUGAAAAGCUCAACAAAUUGAUUUUGCAUAAUACCCCCUCUUUACAAAGCACAACCAAACACUCCUCUGUGUAUUUAUCCUUUUGUUUGUGAAUCGAGUCUAAAUAAAAGUCUGAGUUUCAGACGCUGCAGUC
Messenger RNA from Periophthalmus magnuspinnatus, 1875 nucleotides. RefSeq names its product succinyl-CoA:glutarate-CoA transferase (gene sugct). Gene Ontology annotation, molecular function: catalytic activity. NCBI's taxonomy places the organism in Eukaryota, Metazoa, Chordata, Actinopteri, Gobiiformes, Gobiidae. The coding region runs from base 48 to 1385 and encodes 445 amino acids. The transcript is spliced from 14 exons. The record is from RefSeq and is a predicted model, not a curated record.